Molecule: messenger RNA, 1319 nt
Organism: Arabidopsis thaliana (thale cress)
Lineage: Eukaryota; Viridiplantae; Streptophyta; Magnoliopsida; Brassicales; Brassicaceae
Product: Fumarylacetoacetate (FAA) hydrolase family
Exons: 5
Coding region: 114-509 (131 amino acids)
Biological process (GO): oxaloacetate metabolic process
Cellular component (GO): mitochondrion
Molecular function (GO): oxaloacetate tautomerase activity; catalytic activity
Source: RefSeq, marked reviewed
ACUGAAUGUUGUAAUGUUGUAAUCACUGAACUCGGUAAGUAACUCAGUCAACAACAAAUCUUAAAGAGAGAAAAAGAAGAGUCUUUGUGAUUGUUGACUUGAUUGACAUAAAAAUGGCGACUUCGAUGAUUCAGAGAUUGUUCAAACAAGGCACAAAGAUCGUCGGCGUUGGACUCAAUUACGCUUCUCACGCCAAAGAACUUGGCAAUGCCCUCCCAAAGGACCCGAUUGUGUUCUUAAAGCCAACUUCGUCGUACCUGGAAAACGGUGGAACAAUAGAGAUCCCACAUCCACUGGAUUCACUUCACCAUGAGGUGGAACUUGCUGUAGUAAUUGGACAGAAAGCAAGAGAUGUCCCAGAACGGUUAGCCAUGAAUUACAUUGGAGGAUAUGCGCUUGCUCUUGAUAUGACUGCUAGGGAACUCCAAGUUUCUGCCAUGGUAGAGAACCACUUGUCUUUGUUAUCAAUGGAUUUGUAUGGGUUUGUACAUAUACAUAGUUCCCACUAAUAAUAAUCUUAGUGCAUGCUCGAGCUUUGCCAUUUACUAAUUGAUCUGUCCUGUGUCCUUUACGGUCUUUAUAAGCUCGUAAGCCAUAAUUUGGUUGAGUUUCCCCUGUGGGAUUAUAUCAUAUGUUUGCCAAUUGAUUCCAUGUUUCUAUCCAUACUUUCCUGUAAACAGAAAUCUUAAAUUUGUGUUGUGUUUUCAUCAAUGUUUUAAUGCAAUUUUUUACUUAAGCAUAUAUCAUCAUGGGGUGUUUAAAUUCUCGUCUUCAGGCAUCUGGUCUCCCAUGUACGCUUGCUAAAGGACAGGAUACCUUCACCCCCAUCAGCUCCGUUCUACCAAAGGCAAUGGUGCUGGAUCCCAAUAACCUGGAACUCUGGCUAAAGGUUUGGCUUCUCAUGCUCUCUUGUCAUAAGCUACGCUGUUCCCUUUUAGAAUCUCCCAUAACAGGUAGAUGAUGAGACAAGACAGAAAGGUUGGACAAAGGAUAUGAUCUUCAAGGUCCCAUAUCUCAUCAGCUACAUAAGUUCUGUAAUGACCCUUUUCAAAGGAGAUGUCAUAUUGACAGGUACACCAGAAGGUAUAGGACCUGUAAAGAUAGGUCAGAAGAUAACCGCCGGAAUCACCGGUCUUUCUGAAGUUCAGUUCGACGUCGGUAGGCGGCUAAAGCCAUUGUUGAGAUAGUAUUUUGUGAAUCAUUUGUUGUAUAAACUUCAUUCAUAAGAGCAUUUUUACUUAAUUUCUCUUGCUGACCUUUUUGUAAUGAUACAUGUUUAAGAUUCUUCAAUCAAAAUAUAAUCUCCACAUUAAGCAGAG